This is a messenger RNA of Labeo rohita (rohu), 3308 nucleotides long. Its product is annotated as multiple epidermal growth factor-like domains protein 9. Gene Ontology annotation, molecular function: extracellular matrix structural constituent. Gene Ontology annotation, cellular component: basement membrane. Bases 216 to 1907 code for a protein of 563 amino acids. The transcript is spliced from 6 exons. Gene Ontology annotation, biological process: axon guidance. Lineage: Eukaryota; Metazoa; Chordata; Actinopteri; Cypriniformes; Cyprinidae. The record is from RefSeq and is a predicted model, not a curated record.
GCUUCGCUGCUACUACAGGUCGGUGCGGAUCAAACACCUUGCAGUCGGUUCAGAGCCAUUGAGAAAAAGGGGGUCUCUCUCGGAUAUGGUGGAGUAGGCUACAUCGGGGCGGCUUGGAAACCACCUGGUUUGGAAUAACCCGAUGGAAAUUGGAGGACGGGGGCCUUGCGAAGUCCGUUUCGAGGAGGUUUUCAUGGAGCGUUGAGAUUAUUAUUAUGUGGUGGCUUGCCUUAAUGAUGUUUACAUCUCCGGCUUUCCCAUUCAUCGUGUUUGUGUGCAUGGGGUUAUCCGAGGCGGCUCAUUCCUACGAUGCGCUGCCUUUAGUAAUAAGGAAAUCUCGUUCAGUCGCCGAAGAGCAUCCAAAUACGAGCGCGAACGGGUUUCCAGGGUACCGGCUCGGUAUUGUCGCAUUAACACCAGCGCCCACGAUCGCGUCCGCCAGAAAACCGAUAAAUGUCGCCGCACCAGCAGCCACCAUUAAACCACCAACAACGGAGCCCACCACCCCAUCUCUGUCUAAUCCCAGCUACAUGGCCGCAUUUGCUCGGAGGAAGCUCAGCUCUGUUGAAACACAGAUGAAAGAAUCGCAGAUGUCUGAUAAUAAAGCGGACAGAUCGGGCGUCGUGCCCGAUUUUAGCACAACCUCUGACAAUUCUCAAGAGCUGGUGUGUAACUGCAGCGGCGAAGGAGUGUCGGACCCUGACGAGUGCGACCGCGAGACGGGUCAGUGUGACUGUAUGCCGGGUUACACUGGGCUGCAGUGUGAAGAGUGUGAGGAAGAUCACUUCACCAACGGCACCAUCGGAUGCCUGCCCUGCGCAUGUGACUCCUUCGGUGCCGACGGCUUAAGCUGUGACAGUUCAGGACUGUGUAAGUGUAAGACAGGUGUAUACGGGCCCAAGUGUGAUGACUGUCACCCUGGAUUCUUCCACUUCAGCAGUACAGGAUGCCAACCGUGCCAAUGCAACAACCACUCUACCUACUGCCACCCCCAGUCAGGUAUUUGUUUGGACUGUCAGGACAACACUCAGGGCCACAACUGUGAAGAGUGUCUGCCCAACUUUUACCGGCGUCAUGGUGAGGGGUCCGCGGACGCAUGCCUGCCUUGUCCCUGCUCCUCUGAGACCUCCAGCGGCAGCUGCCAUCUCGAUUCCAGUGGACGACCUGUAUGUGACGAAUGCAAGCCUGGCUUCUCCGGCCCGACAUGCAACAUGUGCGCGGACGGAUUAUUUAAAUCGGCAGGCGCCUGCGUGCCCUGCGACUGUAACGGGAAUGCGGACCCUCGCUCCAUGCCACAAAUCUGCCACCCUGAGACUGGCCACUGCCACCGCUGCGUCAACCACACAGCGGGAGCACACUGUGAGAUCUGCGCUCCAGGAUACAUGGGGGACGUCCGCUACCACAACUGCACCCUGAGAGCUGUGAGAAUCCUCCCAACUCAAGAAAUCAAGACCUCCACUACAGAAAUCCCCAAAUCUACAAGUUCUGUAACCUCUACACCUCCCUCCCAUCUCCUUACUUCCUCCUCCUCCUCUACCACCCACCCAAGCCUACCGACCCUUCAGUCCGGCACAGGAGACUCCUCAGGACACAACAGCACGGCCUCUGCCCUAACAGUGGUGUCCUGGACGCAGUUCAACAUCAUCAUCCUCGCCGUCAUCAUCGUGGUAGUCGUUCUCCUCAUGGGCUUCGUCGGAGGCGUGUAUACGUAUCGCGAGUACCGCAAUCGGAAACUCAACGCACCCUUUUGGACCAUUGAGCUGAAGGAGGACAACAUCAGCUUCAGCAGCUACCACGACAGCAUCCCGCACGCUGACCCCAACGGACUGUUGGAGGAGGAGCCGUGUGUGGUCGCAGCCAAUGGGCAGUUAGCGCUCGCCACUGCCGCCAACAUGUACAAAGCGUGAAGUCGUCGGUACGAUUGUAUCUUCUCUUAAAAGUUCAGGCAAAAGUGGACAUUCUGUUAUCGCUUACUCGCUCUUAUGUCGAACCUGACUUCGGUUUUUUUAGUGGAACAUAGAAGAAGAUAUUCCGAAGACACUAAAGUCAGUGUCAGUAAAAAAGAUUAGUUCACUCCUGAAUUAAAAUUUCCAGAUAAUUUACUCACGCCUAUGUCAUCCAAGAUGUCUUUAUGUCUUCAGAUGCAAAGAAACUAAGGUUUUUGAGGAAAACAUUCAAGGAUUUUUCUCCAUAUAGUGGACUUUAGUGGUGGCCAACGGGUUGAAGGUCCAAACUGCAGUUUCAAUGCAGCUUCAAACGGCUCUACACGAUCCCAGCGGGGGAUUAAGGGUCUUAUCUAGCAAAGCGAUCGUCCAUUUUCUUUAAAAAAUGAAACCACAAAUGUUCAUCUUGCACUAGCUCGACGCAUUACGUAAUCACGUUGGAAAGGUCACGCGUGACGUAGACAGAAUAUUCCUUGGCUGGGAUCGUGUAGAGCCCUUUGAAGCUGCAUUAAAAAUGCAAUUUGGACCUUCAACCCAUUGAUCCCCAUUGAAGUCCAAUAUAUGGAGAAAAAUCCUGGAAUGUUUUGUUCAAAAAGCCUAAUUUCUUUGUGACUGAAGAAAGAAAGACACGAACAUCUCGGAUGACAUGAGGGUGAGUAAAUUACAAAGAAAUUUUAAUUCUGGAAGUGAACAUUUCAUUUAAGGGUGAGUAAAGAACCAAAUUUUCAUUUUGGUUCAGCAAACUGUUAAUUUUGAUGAUUACUGAAAGAAGGUAGCUAGGGAGCCAACUUUAUGAUUUGAUUCUACGCACUAUUUAGCUCCCCAUUGCUUCCUAUGUGAUAUCCUCAUGCAAAGUGUUUUCACGUACAACAUUUCAGCGAUGACUCGAGGAAAUACCAGACAAGCCAUUAACAUGUUACUCCUUGGAGACAAAAACGCUAAAAUGUGAAUGCAUUUGCUCUUAAAUGAGUCCGUGUGUGUUUGGGAUGCUAAACUUCAAUUGAGGAAUUCACUAUUUCAGAGGCAAUUAAAAAACGUUUGGAUCUACACGCCAAGACAAUUUCACACAAAACUGCUGUUUGUACAGAAAACUCGCAAGGUUUUCAGACUGUCCCGACUGCGCCGCCUGGGAAGUUCAUUUUUGCUUUGCAGUUUUCAGUGGAAAUCAGGAGGAGUUUAUUCACUCUGCAAUGCUUUUGUAAAGGAAACAAAGACAGCCAGUUUCAAGUCCUUUGUGCGUGUGUGUGUGAGUCUUUGACAGAUACUAUUUCAUACAAUGGCGGGACUCUGGAUUUCUUUGGAAUGCAGUCUCGCUUCGAUUUCCUCUUUACACGAUUCCUGUCAUGGAUAGGUUACCAAACUGAA